Molecule: messenger RNA, 3860 nt
Organism: Xenopus laevis (African clawed frog)
Lineage: Eukaryota; Metazoa; Chordata; Amphibia; Anura; Pipidae
Gene: ern1.L
Product: endoplasmic reticulum to nucleus signaling 1 L homeolog
Exons: 22
Coding region: 103-3015 (970 amino acids)
Biological process (GO): positive regulation of JNK cascade; positive regulation of RNA splicing; IRE1-mediated unfolded protein response
Cellular component (GO): endoplasmic reticulum membrane; IRE1-TRAF2-ASK1 complex; protein-containing complex
Molecular function (GO): kinase activity; protein kinase activity; transferase activity
Source: RefSeq, a predicted model, not a curated record
CUCACGUCUAGGAACUUACAGUUACCGUGUGGGGAAUGGAGGAUCCGACCGGAAUACCCGGUGCCCUAAGCCUUACACCCUGAGACCAACGGGAUCCGAGACAUGGCGCCUCUGGCGGUUCUCUUGCUGCUCUUCCUCUGCCUCACGUGCGGAGGAAGCGGCAGUACGGUGUCCCUGCCAGAAACACUGCUUUUUGUAUCCACACUUGAUGGGAGCCUUCACGCCAUCAGCAAGCGCACUGGCUCCAUCAGAUGGACCCUUAAAGAAGAUCCAGUACUGCAAGUUCCAACACACGUCACAGAACCUGCUUUCCUCCCGGACCCAAAUGAUGGUAGCCUCUACACUCUGGGAAGUAAGAACAAGGAAGGACUGACGAAACUUCCAUUUACCAUCCCAGAGCUGGUCCAGGCCUCUCCCUGCCGGAGCUCAGAUGGCAUGUUGUAUAUGGGCAAGAAGCAGGAUAUUUGGUACGUCAUUGACCUGGUGACUGGUGAGAAGCAACAGACUCUGACAUCCUCCUUUGCCGAGAGUCUCUGCCCAUCAACCUCACUGCUGUACCUGGGGAGGACAGAAUACACCAUCACUAUGUAUGACACAAAGAAUAAAGUGCUGCACUGGAACGCCACUUACCAUGACUAUGCUGCUACUCUUCCUGACGAGGGCACUGAAUACAAAAUGUCCCACUUUGUGUCCAAUGGGGACGGAAUGGUGGUGACUGUGGACAGUGAAUCGGGGGACGUGCUCUGGAUACAGAACUAUGCCUCGCCAGUGGUGGCACUGUAUAUGUGGCAGCGAGAAGGCUUGAGAAAGGUGCGGCACACCAAUGUGGCAGUGGAGACUCUGCGCUACCUGACCUUCAUGUCCGGAGAGGUUGGCCGCAUAACCAAGUGGAAAUAUCCUUUCCCCAAAGAGACAGAGACCAAGAGCAAACUCAUGCCUACUUUGUACGUGGGCAAAUACUCCACCAGUCUCUAUGCUUCCUUCUCACUGGUCCAUGAAGGCGUCACUGUGGUGCCAAGAGGGAGGGCAAUUCCACUGCUGGAUGGUCCCACAACUGACGGGGUGACCAUUGAGGAGAACGGGGAGUGUGAGUUCACGCCCAGCACAGAUCUGAAAAUUCCUGCAGGGAUCAAACCAAAGGACAAGCUGAGUUACUGGCGCAACCAAUGGCUGCUCAUAGGGCACCACGAGGUCCCUAACUCUGCACCAACCAAGAUCCUUGAGAACUUCCCUGCUUCCCUGCCUCGUGGCCAGGAAAAUGUCAUAGAGACCGGUGCAGAAAAGCCGCGCAUUCCAGAGGAAGUUCUGGACAUGGCAAAUGAGGCAUCUGAGGGUCUGGGCACUUCUUACUCACAGGAUCUAAGUGACAUUUCUCGACCAGUCCCUCCCAAGCCAGAAGCUCCUGUAGACUCCAUGCUCAAAGAUAUGGCAACAAUAAUAUUCAGCACUUUCCUGCUGGCUGGCUGGGUGGCCUUUGUCAUCACAUACCCAAAGCAGACAGUACAACAGCAGCAGCAGCUGCAGCACCAGCAGUUUCAGAAGCAGUUGGAAGAAAAGAUUCAGCUCCUGCAGAUGCAGAAUGUUCCGUUCCAGUCUCCGGCUGAUUUGUCCCCAGAUGGAGAUUAUUUGGAUAUCUCUGGGGGGCAGGGGGAAGGCUCUACUGUCAGCUCUCCCAAUGUGUCCCCAAAGGCUUCCAACCACUCUGUGUGUUCCAACAUAUCUGCAUCAGAGGGCGCCAGUGUUAUCUCCACAGAGCACGAGGAUGCAGAUGAGGACAGGCAUGUGGCCGUGGGUAAAAUCUCAUUUAAUCCGAGGGAAGUUCUGGGUCACGGAGCUGAGGGGACCAUUGUGUACAGGGGGCACUUUGAUAACCGGGACGUGGCAGUGAAAAGAAUUCUCCCAGAAUGCUUCAGUUUUGCAGACAGGGAGGUGCAGCUUCUGAGAGAAUCAGAUGAACAUCCCAAUGUGAUUCGCUAUUUCUGCACCGAGAGGGAUCGGCAGUUCCAGUACAUCGCCAUAGAGCUGUGUACUGCCACCCUGCAGGAGUAUGUAGAAGAGAAGGACUUUGAUAGACACGGCUUGGAACCAAUCACGUUGCUGGAGCAGACUAUUUCGGGACUUUCCUACUUGCAUUCACUCAACAUCGUGCACAGAGACCUGAAGCCUCACAAUAUCCUGAUCUCCAUGCCCAAUGCCCAUGGAAAGGUGAAAGCCAUGAUUUCAGACUUUGGCCUGUGCAAGAAGUUGGCAGUAGGAAGGAAUAGUUUCAGCCGGAGAUCUGGAGUCCCAGGGACCGAGGGAUGGAUCGCCCCAGAAAUGCUGUGUGAAGAUAGUAAAGAAAAUCCGACCUACACAGUGGAUAUCUUCUCUGCUGGCUGUCUCUUUUACUAUGUGAUAUCGGAAGGGAAACAUCCGUUUGGCAAGUCCCUGCAGCGGCAAGCCAACAUCCUCCUGGGCACCUACAGUCUUGACUGCUUAGACUUAGGCAAGCAUGAGGACCUUGUUGCCCACCAGCUUAUUGAAGAGAUGAUAAAUAAAGACCCACAGAGACGCCCCUCUGCUCCGGCUGUGCUCAAGCACCCCUUUUUCUGGAGUCUGGAUAAACAACUUCAGUUCUUCCAGGAUGUGAGUGACAGAAUAGAGAAAGAGGCUCUGGAUGGGCCCUUGGUGAAACAGCUGGAGAGAGGAGGAAGAUCUGUGGUACAAAUGGACUGGAGGCAACAUAUCACUGUCCCACUGCAAACAGAUCUAAGGAAAUUCCGCAGCUAUAAAGGCAAUUCUGUACGAGACCUUCUCCGGGCAUUGCGCAACAAGAAACAUCACUACAGGGAGCUGCCGGCUGAGGUGCAGGAAACGUUGGGGGGUGUCCCAGAUGAUUUUGUUCGUUACUUCACAUCCCGAUUUCCCAGUCUGCUCUUACACACUUACCUUGCUAUGCACAUGUGCAGCCACGAGAGACCCUUCCAGCCUUACUAUCACAGCGAUCCCUCCACGUUCUGUCCUGACGUGGCUUGAGAGGGCUCUGUGUGGCAUAUGGUGGACAGUGGAAGAAGAAGAGUGGGGCACAACUAAGGCCCCGCACAAUGUGCCUUAAGUACUGACUUGGCGCUAGCUAGGCACACAGGGUUCUGUGUAAGUGUUUGACACCUGCCUGGCACCAUGUAAGGAUAAGUGACAUAUUAUUGUUGCACUAGGGCAUCACUCGCCAGGUGGGUUUUAGUCUGGCUGCAGCCCACUCUGAAUGUUGGGUUAUGCCGGACAGGGUGUGGGGUUAUUCCUGGCAGAGGAGCGGGUCUUUGCCUGUCUGGAAGGGGGUGGGGAGGUUAUUCCUGGCACAGGAUCAGGUCUGUGCCCAUCUGUGAUUAGGUUUUUUUAACGUAUGUUUCAAAAAUGUUGACAUUUAUUAACAAAGGGCGCAGCUUAUUUCCUAGCAUUUGCCCCUGGGCUCACUGGGGCAAGUAUGUGAUGCCCCCUAUAUUACACUUGGGUGGGAGAAGGGAAGGCCUGGGAUGGGCUUCUGUUGCAUCUCAAUCCCUUGGGGAUGUGUAUGAAGUAUUUGCCCACCCCCUGGGCCCAUUGUGUUUUGGGAGAAGGGAGGGGGGGGCUGAAAGGGGUACGAGGGGCAUUUUUACUUUUAUUACUUUUCUUACUUAAUGUGGUCGGCUGAUGAGGAGGAGGAGGAGAACGCAGCGCAGUCGAGCACUGGAUUUUAGAGAGAUUUUAUUGGCAAGUUUGGUGAAAGAGCAAAUGAACCUGCUGCUUUAUAUUGGGGGGGGGGGCGCAUACCCUAGAUUUAUACCCUGGGCACAACUCGCCCACCUCUCAGGCUUCUUUAUCAAUAAAUCUCUUUUUAUUCAGAA